Syngnathus typhle (broad-nosed pipefish) is the source of this 4810-nucleotide messenger RNA. RefSeq names its product choline dehydrogenase (gene chdh). Gene Ontology annotation, cellular component: mitochondrial inner membrane. Lineage: Eukaryota; Metazoa; Chordata; Actinopteri; Syngnathiformes; Syngnathidae. Gene Ontology annotation, molecular function: flavin adenine dinucleotide binding; choline dehydrogenase activity. The coding region runs from base 175 to 2064 and encodes 629 amino acids. The transcript has 10 exons. The record is from RefSeq and is a predicted model, not a curated record.
UGGAAUUGAGAUGUGAACGUGAAAUGUACUCUGCUCUCCGUGUUUGUAUUUAUGCAUGCGGAGUCCGCUGGUUCCGUCCAGGCUCCGCCCACUCGAGCCGCUCUGGCUUCUGCUGUGCUCCACUCGCCACUCAAACGCUGACCACUGUAUGAAAAGAUCACACCCAGAAGCAGGAUGUUGUCGGUGGUCGUUCUUGGCCUAGCUGGAGUGAGACGAAUUGUGAGUGGGAGAUGUUCAGCAUACAGCAGGAGCUUUUUUACCCAUGUUCCUGAUCGUCAGUUUGUCCCGAGGAUUCGUCUCCCUGGCGCCGUCUCGCACCGUUACGGAGGUGUCAGUACCAAAAACCCUCAUCGAACUCUAGUGUCAUCGUCUUCAGUGUCUGCAGCCCAUCAGAAAUCAUACAGUUAUAUCAUCAUCGGGGCGGGGUCGGCAGGCUGCGUUCUCGCCAACCGCCUCACGGAGGAUGCCCAGGAGUCAGCCUUGCUGCUGGAAGCCGGGCCAAAAGACUUGCUGUUCGGCAGCGUACGGUUGUCAUGGAAGAUCCACAUGCCGGCUGCGCUGACCUAUAACCUUUGUGAUGACAAGUACAACUGGUAUUACCACACUUUGCCUCAGGCCCACAUGGACAACAGGGUCAUGUACUGGCCAAGGGGGCGAGUCUGGGGCGGCUCGUCUUCGCUCAACGCUAUGGUGUACAUCCGUGGGCACGCUGAAGACUACAACCGGUGGCAGAGAGAAGGAGCCGAGGGCUGGGAUUACGACCACUGCCUGCCUUACUUCAAGAAGGCGCAGUGUCAUGAACUAGGCGGCGACAGGUAUCGCGGAGAUAGUGGCCCACUGCACGUGUCCAGAGGGAAGACUAACCAUCCUCUUCACAAGGCUUUUAUUGAGGCAGGGCAGCAGGCAGGCUACCCUUUUACUGAAGACAUGAAUGGAUACCAACAAGAAGGCUUGGGUUGGAUGGACAUGACCAUUUUUAAAGGGAAGAGGUGGAGCACAGCCAGUGCCUACCUGAGACCGGUCCUGGAUCGACCCAAUCUAAAGACAGAGGUGUGCUGCUUGACCACCAAGAUCCUGUUUGAUGGCCACCGAGCUGUGGGCGUGGAAUAUCUACAGAAAGGAGAGACUAAACAGGUCUUUGCAGAUAAAGAGGUGAUCCUGAGCGGCGGCGCCAUCAACACACCGCACCUUCUCAUGUUGUCCGGUUUGGGAAAUGCCGAUGACCUCAAGCAACAUGGCAUCCCUGUGGUCCAACACUUACCAGGUGUGGGCAGCAACCUGCAGGAUCAUUUGGAGUUAUACGUCCAGCAGAAAUGCACUCAGCCCAUCACGCUGUACAAAGCCCAGAAACCUUUCCACAUGGUCAAAAUUGGCCUGGAGUGGCUCUCUAUUUUCACUGGCUACGGAGCAACGGCACACCUGGAGAGCGGAGGUUUCAUUCGCAGUCGGCCACAAGUCCCACAUCCUGACAUUCAAUUUCACUUCUUGCCUUCUCAAGUUAUUGACCAUGGGCGGGUUGCUUCAAAGAUAGAAGCUUAUCAGGUUCACGUGGGACCAAUGAGAAGCACGAGUGUUGGCUGGAUGAAGUUGAAGAGUGCUAACCCUCAGGACCACCCAAUUCUGCAGCCCAACUACCUUUCCACAGACGUCGAUGUUUUGGAGUUCAGAGAAUGCGUCAAACUCUCCCGAGAGAUCUUUGCCCAAAAAGCUUUUGACCCGUUCCGGGGGCCGGAAGUUCAGCCCGGUCCCCAGAUCCAGUCAGAUGCCAACAUCGAUGCCUUUGUGCGGCACAAGGCUGACAGUGCAUAUCACCCGUCGUGCACGUGCAAAAUGGGCGCGCCCUCCGACCCGAUGGCGGUGGUGGACUCCCAGACGUGUGUGCUUGGUGUUGAGGGCCUCCGUGUGGUCGACGCGUCCAUCAUGCCGAGCAUUGUUAGUGGCAACCUAAACGCGCCAACCAUCAUGAUAGCAGAGAAGGCCGCCGAUCUCAUCAGAGGUCGCCCGCCACUUGUUGACCCACAAGUACCGGUGUACCAGCCGCUCACGCUAGAUACGCAAAGAUAAAACUGGAACAAGCCUCUUGUUUACUUAUACUGCCACUAUAGUAACUACAAUGGUAACUAAAAGAGGUGUAAUGUAAACCAAUUUGAAAAUCGGUCUGGAUUUAGAAAAUACGUGUGCAUGGAAUCGAACCAAAUGGAAUACAAUAUAUAUCAGGGGUGUGCAUCUCGAUGAUUCAAUAUGCGUGAUUACUUAGAGUGCAAUAUGAUUUAAGGAUGCUUUAUUUUAACGUGGAAUGAUUCGAUUCCGUUCAAUGCAGUGGAAUUAGGAUUUGGUUUGCUGUGGUACAGUUCAGUCUGCGUGGCAUUUUCUUCAAAGCUAUAUAACCCUAUAAAAGAUUAUUCAUUUUCCAAGUGAAAGUGGAGUGUACUCAUUUAUUUUUUUAACUGUCAAGAAGAAACUCAUUACAUCAUAACCUUAUGGACUAAGUCAUACCAUCUUGAAUAGGAUCAAAAUCCUACUAAACAAAUUUGAAUCAAAUCUUUCUACUUUAAAAUCAUCCAUCUUUGAAUCAUACUGCAUCGAGACAUCGAAAUAUGUAUUGAAUCAGUUUUUAUUGGAGAAAUGACCUCCCCAAGUAACGAAACAUGUACUGUAGGUUACAAACAGAUAAUCGCGAGGUAAUUUAAUGACUGGGAACAAAACACUCGACCUUAAACUGCUUGAUGUCACUGUUAUCUGACUAGCUCACACAUGCGGCCAAACUCCAUGUUCAUUCAUUUCUUGGCUUUUGAGCAAGCCAGACACAGCUCCCCAUCGAGCACCGCCAAAUCAUAAAAAUACAAUAUAGCUAGUACACAUCUAUUCAGUUUUACAACAAUACUUAACUAUAUUUCCAAUUUCAUAUGUGCCUGUGGAUGCGAUCGCAAAGCUUGUGAUAAAAAUAUAUGCGAGCUUGCUUAUACUCCUCUUGCUCGUGUGGGGGUUUGCGAUAUAUUCAUGUCAGGUUCAUUCAUGUUUCAUAAUUGUUUAGGGGUGUGAAUGUGAGUAUGAAUGCUUUUUUGUUUAUAUGUGGCCUAAAAUUGACCAAAAUUCAGCUGUGAUUGGCUGAUUUAUGUCUCCACCCUCAGGCUGUUUCCCCUAAAUUGUUUUCCCCGAACCUUUUAUUAGUUAUUUGAUUAACAAUUGGCGAUCGACACUAUAAAAAACACCGCUUAUAUUUUUGGGGGUUACACAUACUGGAGAAUUGGAAAAUAUUAACACAACAACGCAAGCAAGUUAGUUUUUUCAGAACAAAUUACAGUUGUUUUUAUUUAUAUCUUUUAUUUACAGUUAAUGUGAGGACAUUUUUACAACUGCAAAACUUAAAAUAUUUUAUUGAAUUGCCCAACUUAAAGUUUUAUCAAAGAUCGUUGCCAUGAAAUUUUGAGUUCACUCAAUGUUUUUUAAGAGUAUGUUUUGUGAAUUGAGGUCGCAUUAAGGAGCUUUGGUUUAUCUGAAGAGAUGAUCACUAGUGAACAGUCGCCUUCCUUCCUGAGUACGUGAUUGUGAGUGUGAAAAUUCUCACAGCCCAGGCACCCCCACCCCACAAAAUAAUCAGGGGAAAUAGUCAGUUUGGUCUGUGCUUCGUUUGUGUUGGUUGGUGCUAUAAAAUAGAUAUUACACUUUUUCUCAAAAUGCUUCGGAAAUGGUGCCAAACAAAACAGAUUAACCCCCCCGCAAAAAAUAUUUUUUGUAUGGGGUGGCUGUCCAGCUUCUCUGAGGUUUUAUGCCGUUGUUGUUUCCACUCACAUCUGUUUCAAAUGUGACAUUGGAAUCUUCCAGUUUGAUUAUAUAACCCCAAUUGUUUCCCGUACACAUAAUAAGAACCACUUUGUUUAUGAGCAUGGUAGGACUUUUGUUUUGUUUUUGUUUUUUUGGGUGAAGCCAAUAUGUCUAUUUGGUAUGCAGUGUCUGUUGCUGUUGACUCAUCAAAUUGCUCCUUUUUUUUACGAUAGUUUAAAGGACGGACUAGUCUAGUCUUAGCUACAACCAGUAAUUCUACAGUAAAAAUGUCAUUUAUUUCCAUCCACCUCUUUCUCUACACCCUGUCAAUGGGCAUUGGGGAGGUGGAGCCUUUCACAUCUGAUUUGAUGCAGAAUAAACCCAGGAUUGGUCGCCACUCAAUCACAGGGCACAUGAGUCAAUGAGUGGGACCUGAACUGAGUGAACUGCUGCGGAAAGUAAUUUUUGGAUGAGCCAACUACGUCUAUAGACUUCACACCAAGAAAAGUCACAUGCCACAAAAUACAAUCCAGUGUCGAUGAUCAGAUUAUUUUCUUUUUGGUAUGCGUGGCCACAUCGUUCUUGGUAGGAUCGGUGUUGCAUGUAAAAGCCAAUUAAAGAGCCAAGUCUAAUGACAAAACAAAAUGCUAAUUUUAUUUACACAUUAACUUUGCACAAAUGGAACGACUGCUCUGUAUAAGAAAACUAAAAAAACAAAAACAGGUAGUGCACUCUUCUUCUCUGCCCCAAAUGCGGAAUAGACACUCUGAAAGUCUUACAAACUUUUAAGUGUUGUGUUAUAAUGUGUAAUAACUUUAGCGGGAGCAUUGGAGGAUGAAACAAUUAUUUGCUAUUGUUAAGUGCAUUGAAUGUAUAACAUGUAAUGAGUCAGAACUGUUUGUAAAAGCUAAUGUGCACGACACAAUGAAGAACCUUUGCCCAGCUGAAAUGCUGCAACAAUAAUUGUUUACAUGAAAUGAAAUUUUAAAUGUUGAAAUUGUCUUAAAUUUGUUCACUCCAAUUAAAGGCCUUGUAACUUCCCCCA